UCUCUCUCUUAAAAAAAUAAAAAAAAACCCUACAAAUUUAAACCCAUACCUUCAAUACCAAUUUAAAAAUCACAGUUUCUGUCAAGAACAGUAAAGUAUCUGAAAUUUGACCCUGCGUGUCAGCUACCAAGUUAGUAUGACACAGUUUCACAGAUGUUGGCAGAAGACAUGGGACUUUUGGGUCAGCAAUAUUAUUUUGUUUGCUUUUCUGGGUUUCAAUUAUCGUGUGUGUGUGUGUGUGUGUGUGUGUGUGUGUGUGUGUGUGUGUGUUGCUAGGGAUUAAACCCAGGGCUUUGUGCAUGCAAGGCAAGCACUCUACCAACUGAGCUGUAUCCCCAGCCCUAUGGGUUUCAAUUAUCUUAAAUCAAGACCUGUUAUCCCACAAAUCCUCUUAAACUAUGUAGGAUUGUUUUUUCUUGUUAGGACUUGGGACCUAAUCAUACUAACCAAGCUUACUGAAAACUGUUUUUUUUUAAAUAUGUAUUUAUUUUUUAUUACUUUUUAAAUUUGUUUUAAUUAGUUACACAUGACAGUUGAAAACUAUUGACUUACUUUUAGGAAUUACCCAUUAACAUAGGGUACAAGUAAAAUGAUACACACACAGGAUAUAUAUUAUAGCAUUCUUUAUUAUAGUGAAAGACGGGAAAUAACCAAAGGAUCAUUAACUACAGAUGAGUUGAAAAAUUAAGAUAUGUUCAUUCAAUGAAAUGCAGUGUGAUUAUGAAGACAAUUACAUAUCAUAAUAUGUACUGGUUGGGAUUCAUUUUAAGAUAUAUGAAUUCCAACCAGUAAAAAUAGCAAUGUCUAUAAUAGUAUGUAUAAUUAUACUAUAAUUAAAGUAAAAGAAUUUUAUAUCCUUGUAUAUGUGUAUGUUUACAUGUACACAAACAUAUAUUCUUUAGGCCAUCUUUAUCUUGCUGAAAUCCUCCUGUUGUAGUCCAAAUAGAACUGUCUCUUGGGAGUUGGGGGUGAUAGGAGAUUGCCCAUUCUUCUCAUUGAUAGCUCUCAAAUGUUUGUGUGGGGUGAAUAGAGGGGAGAUUUUCAUUCUGGGAGCUUUGAGGCAAGUGGGAUCUCAUGUCUCUCCUUUUGCCUUUCCCAGCUCUACCGCUUUCCAAAAGAGGAACCCAGAGGUCUUUCAACAAAUAUCAAAGCCAUGGCUCAGGAGUCAGUGAUGUUCAGUGAUGUAUCCAUAGACUUCUCUCAGGAGGAGUGGGAAUGCCUGACUGAUGAUCAGAGACAUUUAUACAGAGAUGUGAUGUUGGAGAAUUACAGCAACCUGGUUUCAAUGGCAGGACAUUCCAUUUCUAAACCAAAUGUGAUCUCCUACUUGGAGCAAGGAAAGGAGCCCUGGUUGGUUGACAGAGAGCGGACAAGAGGCCAAUGGCCAGUCCUGGAAUCAACAUGUGAGAUCAAGAAGUUAUUUCUGAAGAAAGAAAUUUAUGAAAUAGAAUCAGCCCAGUGGGAGAUAAUGGGAAGAUUGACAAGACAUGACCUUCAGUGCUCUAGUCUCACAGAUGAUUGGGAUUGUAAUGGCCAGUUUGAGAAACAACAUGGCUCUCAGGACAGGCACUUCAGUGAACUGAUAAUCACCCAUGAAGAUGUGCCUACUUUUAGUCAACACCCAUCCUUUACAUUACAGCAACUUAUUAAUAAUAAAGAAAAAUACUGUGCAACAAAAGAAUAUAGAAAAAAUGUUAGACAUGACUCUGAAUUUACUACACAUCAAAUUAUUCAUACCAUUGAGAAACCUCAUGAGUGUAAGGAGUGUGGCAAGGCCUUUAGACAUCCCUCAAGACUUGCUCAUCAUCAGAAAAUUCACACUGGCAAGAAGCCCUUUGAAUGUAAAGAAUGUGGGAAAACAUUUAUUUGUGGCUCAGACCUUACUCGACAUGACAGGAUUCACACUGGUGAGAAACCCUAUGAAUGUAAGGAAUGUGGAAAGGCUUUUAGUAGUGGUUCCAACUUUACUCGACAUCACAGAAUUCACACUGGAGAGAAGCCUUAUGAAUGUAAAGAAUGUGGGAAAGCCUUUAGCAGUAGUUCAAACUUUACCCAGCAUCAGAGAAUUCACACCGGAGAGAAACCUUAUGAAUGUAAGGAAUGUGGCAAUGCCUUUAGUCAGAGUUCACAACUUAUUAAACAUCAAAGAAUCCACACAGGUGAGAAACCCUAUGAAUGUAAAGAAUGUGAAAAAGCUUUUCGUUCUGGAUCUGACCUUACUCGACAUCAGAGAAUUCAUACUGGUGAGAAACCCUAUGAAUGUAAGAUUUGUGGGAAAGCCUACUCGCAGAGUUCACAACUUAUUAGUCAUCAUAGAAUUCAUGCUGGUGAGAAAACCUGUGAAUACAAGGACUGUGGAAAGAACUUUAAUUAUAGUUCACAACUUAUUCAGCAUCAAAAUCUGUACUGGUGAUAAACCAGAAUAUAUAAAAUGGGUGGGAAGGUUUUGAUUAUGGCUCAAAACUUUUUGACUAUCAGAGAAUUUAUCUUUCUGAUAACCCUUCUAAACAUAAGAAUGUAGAAACAUUUAUUUAUUAACUACAGCUUAUUUAGUCGAAGAAAAAUCAUGCUGGAGAUACAUAAUAUAAAUAGAAUAUAUUUUGGAAGCUUUUUAAUAAAAAUUCAUUUUUCAUUUGAA
This is a messenger RNA of Ictidomys tridecemlineatus (thirteen-lined ground squirrel), 2638 nucleotides long. The record is from RefSeq and is a predicted model, not a curated record. Lineage: Eukaryota; Metazoa; Chordata; Mammalia; Rodentia; Sciuridae.